This is a messenger RNA of Helianthus annuus (common sunflower), 1335 nucleotides long. RefSeq names its product leucine-rich repeat extensin-like protein 5. Bases 1 to 1335 code for a protein of 444 amino acids. The record is from RefSeq and is a predicted model, not a curated record. Lineage: Eukaryota; Viridiplantae; Streptophyta; Magnoliopsida; Asterales; Asteraceae. The transcript is spliced from 2 exons.
AUGGUUAGGGAGCGGUCGGAUUGGGAGAGCUACCGCGAGCGAAUGUUGAAGCGUAUUAACGAGUUCGAGAAGUCCAAAGCCGCUUUUGAUGAGGAGAAGGCAAAGUUCGAUGCUGACAAGAAAGCGGCGGAAUGGGGGCGUGAGGGCCUGAAAAACAAAAUUCAAGCUGCUGAACAGCAACUGGCUAAGGAGAAAGCCGAGUUCAAGCGCAUAUGCGAGAAGGACAAUGAACGCGCGUUCGCGGCUCUUAACAAGAUUGUUGAUCUUGAAGCCAAGGUUGUUGAGCUGACUGCGAAGGUCGAGGAUGCGCAAGCUGCACAGGCUGCUAAGGGGCAAAUUCAGUGCCUGUACAACCCUGCUGACUACCUUGAUGUGCCUAUGGGUUUUAACCCACUUGGACCAGAAGACCAUUUUCCUGGUGGCAAUGCGAUGGAUGUCGAUGAAGAUACCGAUCCCUCAAUGCCACCAUCUGGAACUCCGAACCACCCUAUCGAGAUUUCUGAUGGGUCACCUUUUGUGGGAUCACCAUACAAUGGUCCCGACAGCUUUGAGGAGAGAUUCAGGCAGUAUGACUGGGUAUUUACCCCUAGUUACCAUAACUCUCCCCUGCACCAGCCGCAACACAGCUCUCCUUUGCACCCCCAGCAACAGCCUCAACAGCAGCCACAGCAGCAGCAGAAUCCUUCUGAGGAUUCCCGACUUGUCGCGGUCACUCCACCGCCGCCACCACCUCCGGUUUUGCCUCCCCCGCCUCCGAGGCGAAGACGUACAAACGCACGGAUUUCCGCACGAGGGGGAGUGCGCAUCAGCACCCCUCCACAUUCAGGUGGCAGCCGAUACUCGCCACUUCACGAAGAACCAGAGAUGGGAGAAUCUUCACAUCCCGUCUCAGAAGUAACUUCUGCACCAAUCGCGAAACCACCACCACAGGAUUUCGGAGACCCAAUCCCUGCUUAUACUAGCGCGGCAGCAUACAAUCCCUUCGAGCAGACGAUCCACACAGGUUAUAACUUUACAGAGGAUCCCUACUGGGUAGCUGCGAACUACAACUCUCUCCAUCCGGAAGGUACUUUUGGAGGUCCCUGGGCUACGAGACAAUCGACCUAUGGAUACCCAUCAUAUGGAUAUCAGCAGCCGCAGCCUCCUCAACCACCGCAUUAUCCGCUACCACCGCAGGCACCGAUGAUGUCGCCGCCACAAGUUCAAGAAAUCCUUCAAGGGAUAAAUGAAGUGCGACGAGAGAUGCGGCAUGAAUUACGGGAAGAUCGUCGGCAUAAUCGUGGGAUGUUUAAGAAAAUGGUGGAUUUAAUCAAGGGAAAAAGCAAGGACUACUAA